GUUUCCUAGGAUGGAGUUCGUUUAUUCGUAGUCAAGGCUCAGUGUUCGCCGGCGGCUGGCCCAAAUAAUAGUCUACGGAAGGAGAGAUCCCUAGGUUCCCAGUAACCACGUUACAUCGUCUGUCUUGAGGCUAACAUACUAAGAGUUCCAUAUGGCAAUUAUAAGUACCGAAGUACCCGAUAUCCUGGGGCAUAUAUAAUUGACCUGUUGUCCGCUGUAUGUUGCCGUGCAAUUCUCAAGCUGAUCUAUUUCACUGUUCAAGUGUCCCGAGAGAUAGACUUGCCUAAUAUGAAGGUGAUUGGUGCUGGGCUGUUUGCCCUCCUGGGCACCGCCUCAGCUAUUGUUUCCCUCUAUGGCCAAUGUGGUGGCAUAGGCUAUACGGGAGAGACUACAUGCGUGUCUGGAGCCACCUGCCAGUACCAAAAUGACUACUAUUCGCAGUGCCUGGCGAGUACUGGCUCAACAACGUUGACCACAACUACUAGAGCCUCGACAACUAGGGCUACAACAACUACUAGGACGACAACCAGAGGCAGUAACCCGACUUCUACAUCAUUCGCAUCAACCAAUGGUUUGAGGUUUCAAAUCGACGGCAAGACGGGUUACUUCGCAGGUACAAACUCGUACUGGAUCGGGUUUUUGACGAACAACGCCGACAUCGACAAGGCACUUGAUGCUUUAGUAGACUCUGGUCUGAAGAUCCUGCGCGUCUGGGGAUUCAACGACGUGACAACGACUCCGUCACCUGGCACCGUCUGGUUCCAGAAGCUAUCAUCCUCCGGCUCUACGAUCAACACAGGUGCCGACGGACUUCAACGGCUUGAUUAUGUCGUUUCGGCUGCUGAAAAGAGGGGUAUCAAGUUGAUCAUCAACUUUGUGAAUAACUGGAGCGACUAUGGCGGCAUCCCUGCUUACGUCAGGGCCUUCGGCGGCUCCGAAACGAGCUGGUUCACAAACACCGCGGCCCAAACACAAUACAAGAAAUACAUCAAUGCCGUAGUAUCGCGAUACUCAUCCUCGCUCGCCGUGUUCGCCUGGGAGCUCGCCAACGAGCCCCGCUGCAAAGGCUGUGCGACCUCGGUCAUUACGAAAUGGGCCACCGAGAUAUCGGCGUACAUCAAGUCUCUCGACUCAAAGCACAUGGUAACGCUCGGCGACGAGGGGUUCGGUCUGAAGAGCAACUCCGACGGAAGCUAUCCCUUCCAGUACAGCGAGGGUGUCGACUUCGAGGCCAAUCUAAAGAUCUCCACUCUCGACUUCGGAACAUUCCAUCUUUACCCCAGCUCUUGGGGUACUUCGACCAACUGGGGGAAUCUCUGGAUCACAGCCCACGCUGCCGCGUGUAAAGCUGCUGGGAAGCCGUGCCUGUUUGAAGAGUAUGGAUACACGUCCAAUCACUGCGCAAUCGAAGCCCCGUGGCAGAAAACCGCCCUGUCUCAUGCUUCCGACGGUGUAUCUGCCGAUUUGUUCUGGCAGCUUGGUACAACCCUCAGUACCGGCCAGACGCACAAUGACGGGCAUACAAUCUAUACAGGUUCUAAUGAUUGGACUUGCCUGGUAACGGAUCAUGUUGCGGCGAUCGGGUAGGCUGUUAUUCGGGAUCUCGUUUCGAACUGCCUAGUUUGAGGCACGCUAUAGCAUGGUUUCUAGCAACUCUUCUGAUAACUGCGUUGCGCUCAACAAUAGGUUCAUCUAUAGCAUAGCUGAUAAUUAUUGUGAUUAAGGAAAUAACCC
Molecule: messenger RNA, 1734 nt
Organism: Xylaria bambusicola
Lineage: Eukaryota; Fungi; Ascomycota; Sordariomycetes; Xylariales; Xylariaceae
Product: glycoside hydrolase superfamily
Exons: 5
Coding region: 289-1587 (432 amino acids)
Biological process (GO): carbohydrate metabolic process
Cellular component (GO): extracellular region
Molecular function (GO): hydrolase activity, hydrolyzing O-glycosyl compounds; cellulose binding
Source: RefSeq, a predicted model, not a curated record